AUGCUGAACCAACUAUUGUACGCUCUUUUGGCUGUUUCUACGUUGAGCAGUGCCCAACCUCUUGGACCUGCCCAUCGUCAUCAUCAGCAUCUAGAAAGGAGAGAAGCUGAAGCUAUGGGAAAUGCUGUUGCAGAUGUCCAAACUGUGGUUGUCACAGUUUAUGCAAGCAGUAAUCCAACUACAUUGCAGACAAGCUAUCUAACCAGUAGUAGCGAGGUUGUUGCUGCUGCUACCAACGUUGCCGCUUCCACGUCCAGCGCUGCUGCUUCUGGUUCUGUUUCUGCUUCUUCCAGUUCUACAUAUUCUGCUGGCUCUGUCGAAUACUACGCAGGCCAGGGUAAGGGCAUUACUUAUUCUCCGUACACAGAUUCUGGCUCUUGCAAGUCUGAGUCCGUUAUUGCUUCCGAUAUUCAGUUGCUAUCUGAUUUUGACAUUAUCCGUGUAUAUGCCCCUGAUUGCAGCUGUGUCACCGCAAUUAUGGGUUCUAUGGGUUCUAGCCAAACGCUCUUUGCUGGUGUCUAUUACAUGGCCAGCAUCGAUGCCGAUAUUGCCACUUUGGCCACUCAGGUCGAGGCUUCUAGUCAGGGAUGGGAUGGCAUUUACGCAGUUGCUAUUGGCAAUGAAUGGGUCAAUGGUGGUGAAUAUUCUGCAUCUGAGGUGGCUUCAGCUGUUACCCAGGGAAGAAGCGCUUUGACCGCUCAAGGUUACAGUGGCAAAGUGGUCACUGUCGACACGUUGGUUGCUUACGAGAACAACCCAGAUCUCUGCACUGCUUCUGACUUUGUCGCUGCAAACUCGCACGCUUACUGGGACGGUAAUUGUGAGCCCUCCAAUGCUGGUCCUUGGUUACAAGAACAGAUCGCUAGUGUCAAGUCUGCCUGUGGUGGCUCCAAGGACGUGCUUAUAUGUGAGACUGGAUGGCCUACUCAAGGUUCAACUUACGGAUCUCUAGGUGUUCCUUCUGUCUCUAACCAACUAGCGGCCAUCAAGUCGAUAUCCGAAACUGUCGCUAGCCAGGUUAUUUUCUUCACUACCUAUAACGAUUAUUGGAAGGACGCUGGUACUUAUGGAGUUGAAAAGUAUUGGGGUAUAUUCUCUCAAUGA
This is a messenger RNA of Brettanomyces nanus, 1104 nucleotides long. RefSeq lists its product as uncharacterized. Gene Ontology annotation, cellular component: extracellular region; cell surface; fungal-type cell wall. Lineage: Eukaryota; Fungi; Ascomycota; Pichiomycetes; Pichiales; Pichiaceae. The transcript has a single exon. Gene Ontology annotation, molecular function: 1,3-beta-glucanosyltransferase activity; glucan endo-1,3-beta-D-glucosidase activity. Gene Ontology annotation, biological process: cell wall organization; carbohydrate metabolic process. Bases 1 to 1104 code for a protein of 367 amino acids. The record is from RefSeq and is a predicted model, not a curated record.